Messenger RNA from Polistes canadensis, 1018 nucleotides. It is a transcript of the gene Der-1, whose product is annotated as derlin-1. The transcript is spliced from 2 exons. Gene Ontology annotation, molecular function: misfolded protein binding; ubiquitin-specific protease binding. Lineage: Eukaryota; Metazoa; Arthropoda; Insecta; Hymenoptera; Vespidae. Gene Ontology annotation, biological process: endoplasmic reticulum unfolded protein response. The coding region runs from base 207 to 980 and encodes 257 amino acids. Gene Ontology annotation, cellular component: endoplasmic reticulum membrane; Hrd1p ubiquitin ligase ERAD-L complex. The record is from RefSeq and is a predicted model, not a curated record.
CUUACCUUUUUUAUUCUAACCUAUAAUGUGCAAAUAUGAAACGCAAAGUAAGGUCGCAUCAGGUCUUAUAAAAUAAUCACACGUCAGCCUUAGCUAGUAAAAAGUCAUAGAUAAAAAGAACACAGUGUAUUUUGCAGUGAAUUAAACCGUUCAACUCAUUGAAAGUAUUGAUAAUUAGAAAAAACAAAAAAGAAAACAAAAACAAAAUGUCAGACGUGAGAGACUGGUUCAAUUCUUUGCCAAUAUUUACGAGAUAUUGGUUAAUGUUUACGGUUAGUUUGUCAUUAAUCGGCAGAUUUGGUUUAGUGCAGGCAUCCACACUUGUAUUAUCGUACGAUCGAUUUAUAAACAAUUUUGAAAUUUGGAGACCAUUUACCAGUGUUUUUUUUUAUCCUAUGAGCCCUGGAGGAUUUCACUUUUUGCUUAAUUUGUAUUUUCUCUAUAAUUACUCAUUGAGAUUGGAACGCGUUGAAUAUGAUGGAAGACCAGCCGAUUAUUUUUUCAUGCUAUUGUUCAAUUGGUUAUGCUGCGUUAUAUUAGGAUUCAUUAGCGGUUUUCCAUUACUCAUGGAUCCUAUGGUAUUGAGUGUCUUAUAUGUUUGGUGUCAACUUAAUAAAGAUGCUAUCGUUAACUUUUGGUUGGGUACAAGAUUUAAAGCAAUGUAUUUGCCAUGGGUAUUGUUUGGAUUUAAUUUAAUCAUUUCUGGUGGUGGUAUAAUGGAGCUCUAUGGUAUAUUAAUUGGUCAUAUCUACGUAUUCUUUAAAUUUAAAUAUCCUCAAGAACUUGGAGGCACAGAUUGGCUGGUUACUCCAAAAAUUUUGGAGACUUAUUUUCCACCCCAGAGAGGUGGAAUUCGAUGGUUUGGUAAUGCGCCUACGCAAAGGCCUGCUGGUCAACAACAACAACAACAACAACAACAACAAGCUAGAAAUAUAUUUGGUGGUCACAACUGGGGAAGAGGCCAAGUACUAGGACAGUAGUUUAAUCUAUUUAAAAAAAAAAAUAUAUAUAUAUAUAA